AUGGAGGGCUGGCCGGAAGGGGAAAACGCUGAGCCUCAUCUCAUCCCACAGCAGCACUACACGCUCUUCCACUCCAUCGACCGCGCCCUCUACACGAUCCUUGCGAUCCACCUCUGCCGCGACCCGGCCGAGUCCCUCCGUGUCGUCGCCCUCCUCCUCUGGCUUGAGCGCAUCGGCUUCCCUUAUGCAGUCAAGACCGUCCUCUCGCUUCCCAAGAUGCUUGUUAGCGACCUCGCCGACGAGGCCAUGGCCUGCCUCAACUUCAUCUUCAAUCACGGCAACUUUUCAGAUGGCGGAGCCGACGUCCCCCUCAUGCGGGGCGUGAUAGGCCGGUGCAUCUCCCUGCGGUUCCUCCAUGAGAACCGGGAGGAUGCCCGCCGAGUGAUCUCCAAGAUUAUCGACACCGUGUGUGUUAGGGCUCUGACUGACAUAAUGCGGGACGCCGUCGCAAUAAGGAACGCUCGUCACAACCCGUCCCCGUCAACGUCCCCAGUCCGCCUCCCGAAUCGACCUGCAUUUCCAGGGAUGCGGCAGCGCAGGAAUGAGAACACGAACGACCCCGUCACGAUCAACCGACAUGUCCCCAUUGGCCAUCAGAGCCGACAGUUCUGGUUCCUCGGGAAAGAGGAGGCCGAGGCGGUGCCGUCCGACGACCGGACAUUAUUCAUGACCUUCUCGAAGGGGUACCCGGUGCACGAGUGGGAGGUGAGGGAGUUCUUGACCAGGGCGUUCGGGGACUGCGUGGAGGCGCUGCACAUGCAGGAAGUGACGGCACGGGAACAGCCACUGUUCGCACGGGUCGUGUUCCGGUCGGCCUCGACGAUCGAGCAAGUGCUCGACCCCUCGGGCAAGGCCAAGUUCAUCAUCAAUGGCAAGCAUGUCUGGGCCCGAAAGUUCGUGCCGAAACGCACGAACGGUCACAGAGCGGUGGUUCAUCAACCUCCUCCUCAGCCUUGUAACUUGCCACCUUAUUUUCCAGACUGA
Messenger RNA from Syzygium oleosum, 984 nucleotides. RefSeq lists its product as uncharacterized. The record is from RefSeq and is a predicted model, not a curated record. The coding region runs from base 1 to 984 and encodes 327 amino acids. The transcript has a single exon. Lineage: Eukaryota; Viridiplantae; Streptophyta; Magnoliopsida; Myrtales; Myrtaceae.